AUGGAGUGGGAUCCUAGUCGUUUCUUCAGUGCCUCUGGGAGCCCGUCUCCGUAUGCUCUGCUGAUCCUCCAUCAGCCAAUCAACCACAAAGCAUUUGAUGCCUUGAGCAGACAUGCAUCGUAUAUCAUAUGCGCUGAUGGAGGCGCAAACAGACUUUAUGAUAUGAUGGAGGCCGUUGGUGCAGAAUCUAAGAACAUACCGGAUGCCAUCAUGGGUGACUUGGAUUCUCUUCGCCCAGCAGUUAAAGAGCACUAUGAGAAGCUUGGCGUGACUAUCAUCAAAGACCCAGAUCAGUACUCGACAGACUUCACCAAGUGUUUAAAACAUCUCAAUGCACAUGCUGCAGAGAUUAUUGCCUCGCCUCGCCAAGGAAAUAGCCCGGCAAGGGUAAACGGCAAAAAGAAACCUGAGAGCGACUCAAACCCAGCAUCUUCAGCAGAGCAAUCACCUCUGGAGAUUGUGAUUCUAGGAGGCCUCGGCGGGCGAGUGGACCAAGCCUUUUCCCAAGUCCACCAUCUUUACAUGAUGACCCAGUCGCAGCGUGAAAUUCGCAAGAGUCAAACCAGCUCUCCCAGCAUCGACAACAGACCAGCUGCAGGUGGAAGGCUGUAUCUCGUGUCCGAAGAGAGCAUCACGUUCAUUUUACAUGAAGGCAAGAACACAAUUUAUACGCCGGCCACCAACCGCGCAGAUGUCGCGAAGCAAUCGGCGUCUGAGUCAAACGGAUCACCCUCAGCGAAGAAACGCAAAUUAGACGGACCGGAGCCGGAAUACAUGUUCGAAGAAAACAUUGGCAUUAUUCCAAUUACGGCACCUGCGGUCAUAACAACACAUGGCUUUGAAUGGGAUGUUCAGGAUUGGCAUACCGAGAUUGGAGGACAGUUGUCCACCAGUAAUCAUAUCCGUGCUGACAAGGUGGAGGUUGAGACAUCGACUUCGGUGUUGUUCACUUUAGAAUUAGCCGAGAGGCUGAAGAGGCGAUCAUGA
Molecule: messenger RNA, 987 nt
Organism: Penicillium olsonii
Lineage: Eukaryota; Fungi; Ascomycota; Eurotiomycetes; Eurotiales; Aspergillaceae
Source: the annotation of a GenBank genome assembly